Plectropomus leopardus (leopard coralgrouper) is the source of this 2291-nucleotide messenger RNA. RefSeq names its product intraflagellar transport 70 (gene ift70). Gene Ontology annotation, cellular component: intraciliary transport particle B; axonemal microtubule. NCBI's taxonomy places the organism in Eukaryota, Metazoa, Chordata, Actinopteri, Perciformes, Serranidae. Gene Ontology annotation, molecular function: protein binding; intraciliary transport particle B binding. The record is from RefSeq and is a predicted model, not a curated record. Gene Ontology annotation, biological process: intraciliary transport.
ACGCUCCAUCUGUCCUCUAAACAGAAGCUAGCUAAACGGUUUGUUUCAUGGUUUAUUUCAGUUUUUGUAAGCAUACAAACCUACAAGUAAUUUGUUAUCUUUAAAACUAUUCGCUUGAAGUCAUGACAGCUAUAAAAGACGGAGAGUACACGGCUACAAUCUACAAACUGAUUAAAGACGGUCAGUAUGUGGAAGCAAUUCACAUCCUAAAUGGCCAACUUCAAAAACACACAAAGUCCAGGGCAGCACUGUCUCUGCUGGGUUACUGCUACUAUCACAUCCAGGAUUUCACCAACUCUGCAGAGUGCUACGAGCAGCUCACCCAGCUGCACCCGGAGGUGGAGGAGUACAAGGUGUACUAUGCCCAGUCCCUUUACAAAGCUGGUGCUUAUCCUGAGGCCAUGAAGGCCUCCUUUGUGCUCGACAACCCCAGCAGUCACGUCAAGAUGGUCAAGCUGCAAGCCUGUAUCAAAUAUUGUGAGGAAGAUUACUCUGCUGCCAAGUCACUGCUGGAGCAGCUGCCCCAGGAAGACCCAGACUAUGUCUACAAUAUGGGCUGUUUGCUUUAUCAGGAUGGCAAGUAUGAGGAGGCCUGCAAAAAGCUGAUGUCUGCCAUGCAAGUGCUGGGAUAUGUGCCAGCAUUGUCCUACAACAUUGCCCUGUGUUACUACAGCCUGAAGAACUACGCUCAGGCCCUCAAAUACAUUGGAGAGAUCAUCGAGCGAGGCAUCAGGGACCACCCAGAGCUGAGUGUUGGGAUGACAACAGAGGGCAUCGAUGUCCACAGUGUGGGCAACACGCUUGUGCUGCAUCAGACAGCUCUGAUCGAAGCCUUCAACCUCAAAGCUGCCAUCGAAUACCAGCUGAAAAACUUGAAAGGAGCUCAGGAGGCUUUGACAGACAUGCCCCCCAGAUCAGAGGAGGAGUUAGAUCCAGUGACACUGCACAACCAGGCUCUGGUAAACAUGGAUACAAAGCCGUCAGAGGGUUUUGAGAAGUUGGCCUUCCUGCUGCAGCAGCCCUCCUUCCCCCCUGUGACCUUUGGAAACCUGCUGCUGCUCUACUGCAAACACGAGUACUUUGACCUGGCAGCUGACGUCCUGGCAGAAAAUGCCCAUCUCACCUACAAGUUCCUUUCGCCGUACAUGUAUGAGUUCCUUGAUGCCUUGUUGACCUGCCAGACUGCACCAGAGGAGGCUUUUAGGAAGUUUGAUGAGAUGAACGCCAAACUGACAGAGCAGUUACGCAAGCUGGCCAAGCAGGUGCAGGAGGCCAGGCUGGCUCGAGACGAUGAACAGCAGAAGAAAGCUCUGCAGGACUACGACCUGAUGCAGGAGAAGUACAUUGUGGUCCUGAUGGCCCAGGCCAAGAUCUACUGGAACCGGGAGAACUUCCAGAUGGUGGAGAAGAUUUUCCGCAAGUCAGUGGAGGUCUGUAAUGACGACGACACCUGGAAGCUGAACGUGGCCCAUGUGCUCUUCAUGCAGAACAAGUACAAAGAGGCCAUCGGCUUCUACGAGCCGAUCGUCAAGAAGCACUACGAUAAUGUGGAGCAGUGUAACAUUCAGGAGUGUCCCUGCAAGUGCAAACCCUCGAUCCUGAAUGUGAGCGCUGUGGUCCUGGCCAACCUGUGUGUGUCCUACAUCCUGACCAGCCAGAAUGAGGAGGCUGAAGAGCUGAUGAGGAAGAUCGAGAAAGAGGAGGAGCAGAUUUCCUAUGACGACCCCGAAAAGAAGGUCUUCCAUCUCUGCAUCGUCAAUCUGGUUAUUGGGACGCUGUACUGCGCCAAGGGGAACUAUGACUUUGGCAUCUCUCGUGUCAUCAAGAGCCUGGAGCCCUACAAUAAAAAGCUGGGGACGGACACGUGGUUCUACGCCAAGCGCUGUUUCCUCUCCCUGCUGGAGAACAUGUCCAAACACAUGGUCAUGCUGAGGGACGCUGUGGUACAGGAGUGUAUCCAGUUCCUGGAGCACUGCGAGGCAUAUGGUAAGGAGGUUCCUGCCAUCAUCGAGCAGCCUCUGGAGGAGACCCGCAUUCACAUCGGAAAGAACACCGUCACUUACGAGGCUCGACUGCUCAAGGCGCUGUUCUACGAGGUCAUUGGCUGGAACAAGUGACAUCAUCCCACAGGUGUCACUGUGAUGUGUGAGGUUUUUACCAGGUCAGUAAAAUCACUGAUUGCAGCCAGCGAAGACAUUUUGUCAGUGUCUUUGGUUUCAAGGAAAAUGGAACUUGACUGGAAUCCAGAGACAGUCAGCGGACAUAAUAAGGCCUGCUGUGGAGGCUUUAUA